AUGACCAUAAAUCGUCUAGAAUUAUUAUCCUGCUGUAUAGGAGUCAGACUCGCAGCUCUUGCUUUACAAACGCUCAAAUUAGACAACGUUCCAAGGAACUAUUGGACAGAUUCGAGUACUGCUCUUUCUUGGAUCCAAAGAGAUGACCAUUGGGCGCCAUUUGUCGCAGAUAGAGUAAAAGAGAUACGAAAAUUGGCAUCCGAAUCUGAAUGGCGUCACAUUCCAGGAAAUUUGAAUCUAGCAGAUAUACCAUCACGAGGGUGUUCGAUUAAGAGUUUUUUGAAAUCUCACUGGUGGCAAGGGCCAGAAUGGCUUAUGAAGAACGAGGAAGAGUGGCCAACUAGUGAAGUGAUUACUAACGAAGAAGAAAUUAGGAAAGAAAAGCGAAAGAACAUUAUUUCGACUUUGGCUAAUAUCACCGCUGAAAAAUGGCAUCUGAUUUACCUUUCAAGUUACUUUAAAAUUGUGAGAAUGAUUUCUUGGAUUCUAAGAUUCAUAAAUAAUUGUAGACACGGAGGAAGAAAUUAUGGCAAAACCCUGAGUGUUGAAGAAUUGAACAUUGCUGAGAAGGGACAUUUUACUUUCAGAGAUGAAGAAGGGAUUAUAAGAUUGAAAACGAAGAUUUUGAGAAGACAUGAUGAUGAAAACUUCUGGUGCCCCAUUGUACUUCCAUCCAAACAUGAAUUAGUAAAAAGAAUGAUACAAGACUACCAUUUGCAACUUUUACAUGCUGGUACUCAAGUUCUUUUGACCAAUAUUCGUCAAAAAUUUUGGAUAAUAAAAGGAAGAAAAACAGUACAAGGAGUCAUAUCGAAGUGCGUUCGGUGCAAGAGACACUCGGCGAAAGCUCUUGAUACAGUGCCUUGUCCUCUCCCAGAAGAUCGAGUCAGAGAUGCUUAUGCAUUUGAGGUGACAGGUGUUGAUGUAGCAGGACCACUUUAUUUAAAAGAAAAUAGAAAAGCUUGGAUCUUGCUUUUUACUUGUGGAGUUUAUCGUGGGGUUCAUUUAGAAUUAAUUGAAAGCUUAUCGACUAAUGGAUUUUUUCUCGGAUUUAGAAGAUUCAUAGCACGAAGAGGACGGCCUAGAGUAGUAUACAGCGAUAAUGGCACAAAUUUUGUAGGGGCAAGGAAUUUACUCCGAUCUGUUGACUGGAACCAAAUUAUCAGAAGUUCUUCGAUAAUGAAACCUCAGUGGAAGUUAAAUCCACCAACCGCAGCAUGGUGGGGCGGCUGGUGGGAGAGACUGGUUCAGAUGAUCAAGAAAUUAUUGAGAAGAGUCCUGGGAAAAGCAUUACUUUCAUAUGAAGAAAUGUUAACUAUCCUAUGUGAUGCAGAAGCAAAUAUCAACUCCAGACUGUUAACAUACGAGUCAAAAGAUUUCACCGAUUUAUGUGCACUCACUCCAUCUAUGUUUAUUCAGGACGCGCGAACUGAAGGUGUUCCGGAUCUGGACAGUUUGGAUAAAAUCAACUUAUCGAAACGAUGGCGAUACCACCAAAAGUUACGUGUGGAAUUUCGAAAAAGAUUUAGAGAUGAAUAUCUUGGUAUGUUAGUACAUCGACCAAAGACUGUACCUUCGCGAACUAUCAAGAAAGGUGAUUUAGUGUUUGUAGAGGACGAUAAAAGGAAAAGAACAGACUGGUCUAUGGGUCGUGUGAUCGAAACAUACCCAGGAAAAGACAACAUCAGAGUGGUGAAAGUAAAACCAUCUAGUGGUGAACUGUUAAGACCAGUUCAAAGAGUAUUUCCAAUGGAGAUAGACAAUAAAGAAUCUAUCUUCGAGCUUAAAACUACUGAAUCAUCCACAUCUCCGAGAAAUACUGGUAAAAUGAAUGAUUUAGGAAUUGAUAAAGACUGUGAACUUGAAAAUUCUGAUAAAAAAACAUUCAGUUUAGUAAAUAUGGUAGAAAAAUUGUGA
This is a messenger RNA of Stegodyphus dumicola, 1917 nucleotides long. RefSeq lists its product as uncharacterized. The record is from RefSeq and is a predicted model, not a curated record. NCBI's taxonomy places the organism in Eukaryota, Metazoa, Arthropoda, Arachnida, Araneae, Eresidae.